AAUCACCAGUUCACCAAGUGGCGACUGUGCUCACUUUCACAGUUUCAGUUAGGUAAACAGCGGAGAGAAGCAGAAAAUGAUAUCAGCCCAAAAAUCUAUGGCAGCUUUAACCUCUUUCUCUCUUCUUAGUAAUUAUGCAACGACAGGAAGCAUUGUUACAAGUGUGAGAGCCUCACCAGAAGUCUCUUCUUAUGCCAGCUCCAUCAAUUUUCUAACUGCAAAUCACUCACGCAGAUAUCUAUGUCGUGCUAGUGCUUCACAUGAUGAAGAGGCUGUAGCAAAGGCAGCAGCAAUCAAUGCUGAUAGUGGAGCACCAACCAUUAUCGACAAGAUCGUAUCUAAGGAAAUUCCUUCAACCAUUGUGUAUGAAGAUGAUAAAGUCUUAGCAUUCAAGGACAUCAAUCCACAGGCUCCUGUUCAUGUUUUAGUCAUUCCAAAGUGUAGGGAUGGAUUGACACAGCUUGGAAAGGCUGAACAAAGGCAUGGAGAGAUACUGGGUCAACUUCUUUAUGCCGCCAGAAUGGUUGCUGAGAAAGAAGGCAUUCUUGAUGGUUUUCGAGUUGUUAUCAAUAAUGGUCCAAGUGCCUGUCAAUCAGUAUAUCAUCUUCACCUGCAUGUUCUAGGUGGGAGACAGAUGAAAUGGCCACCUGGUUAAAGAGUUAAAGCAGAUGUAUACCGGAACUUUUAUGUCUUCUAUUUACUUUGUGCUCUCUCUUUUACUAUCCUCUUCUUUUACAUUUUCAUUUCUAAGGUUGGAAAUGGCCUAAUGUACUUUGAAUCUAAGACCUUGAAGAGAUGAGAAAUUUGGCUUUUUCCUUAUUUAUGUGAAUUAAUUCUUCCAUUUCCAUAAGAUCAGGUAUGGAGCGCUUGGCGUUGGCUCCGGUGGUUGUAAUCUUGUAAUCGCGUUAGAUUACAUGCAAUUUGUACUCAGACGUUCUAUAAAGGAUUCUUUAGCUAAAACCAUAGAACAUAAAGCCUUUUAGUCAUUAGGAAACCAACCAAACAGAGAGUUUACAUCUACUGUUUGAUUUUUUAAUUAAAAGAAAGCACCACAAGUGAAGUAAAAAGAUUACACGUAUCUUUGAGAAUAUAUUUAAAAAUUAAUUAAAAAUAUAAAUAA
Molecule: messenger RNA, 1120 nt
Organism: Durio zibethinus
Lineage: Eukaryota; Viridiplantae; Streptophyta; Magnoliopsida; Malvales; Malvaceae
Product: 14 kDa zinc-binding protein-like
Molecular function (GO): catalytic activity
Source: RefSeq, a predicted model, not a curated record